AGGGCGAAGGAGGAGUGUACAGCUGCUGCUUGAAUUGAUCGGAUGGUUCUUUUUUGGAUUUGCCCAUGUUUAAGACUAGUUUGUGGCUUUGAUAACGCUCUAUAUGGGCAACUGCUUGGUCACUAACAAGCGCUGUGGCUGCUUUUGUUCAGAGCUCAAAGUAUUUAGGGGAUCCAGUCCCAGCUGACAGGUGCGCACAGUGCGCAGAGAGGAUGGGCAGACGUGAGGCGGAUAGCAGAGGCGCAAUGAGCACCAACGACCGCUCCGAGCUCGGCUGUCUGCGGGACGCGGCUUCCAGCGGCCACCGUGCCGGAGAGCAGUCCCCGAGGCUGGGCAGACACCCAGACAUGGAGGCGGUUGGAGCGGCACCGAGCGCCACGGCGCCCAUGGAAGUGAAGAAGCACCAGCACAAACACAACUUGAAACACCGCUAUGAGGUGAUGGAGACUCUGGGGAAAGGCACUUACGGCAAAGUGAAGAGGGCGGUAGAGAGAGCAAGCCUGAAGACGGUGGCGAUCAAGUCGAUCCGCAAGGAGCGCAUCACCGAUGACCUGGACAGAAUUCACAUCCAGAGGGAGAUCGAGAUCACUGCCUCGCUCAGGCACUCCAACAUCAUACGCUUCCAUGAGGUGUUUGAGAGCCGGGAUAAGAUUGUGAUAGUGAUGGAGUACGCCAGCAGGGGAGAGCUCUACGAUUACAUCCAGGAGAGGAGAAGACUGCCUGAAACAGAAGCCAGAGGCAUCUUUAGACAAAUCACAUCUGCUGUCCACUACUGCCACAAGAUCUCUCUGGGUUAA
Molecule: messenger RNA, 797 nt
Organism: Epinephelus lanceolatus (giant grouper)
Lineage: Eukaryota; Metazoa; Chordata; Actinopteri; Perciformes; Serranidae
Source: RefSeq, a predicted model, not a curated record